Molecule: messenger RNA, 2971 nt
Organism: Bursaphelenchus xylophilus (pine wood nematode)
Lineage: Eukaryota; Metazoa; Nematoda; Chromadorea; Rhabditida; Aphelenchoididae
Source: the annotation of a GenBank genome assembly
AUGUUGUAUGUCCUCCUUACAGUUUGUUUCUUGAUCUCCACAGUAUUUGCUGAAGGUAAAAAUAAAAAAUUAACCGUAAUCUCUUCAUUUUUCGUUCUUUUAGAUUGCAUUUACAAGAAUUACUAUAUUGAACACAAGAAUGUGGUAGAAGGAAGGAACAUAGCCACAUUUCCGACCAAUAAUCUGGACGAAUGUGCAAAGAAGUGCAGCCAGGUAAGGGAUUUGUAUUAGUGAUUUGAGAAUAAGAUUCUGUUUUUUAUAAAUUUUAUGAAAAAAGAUCUUGUAGCGAAAGUUUUAAGGAUGUCCAGCGUUUUUUGCUGAUUUUCUGAUGAUCGUGGAUGACCUCUAUGAUAUUAAAGGUUUCACAUUUUCAUUUUACCAAAUGGGCAAAUCUGCCCUAUAAAUUGUCUUUUCUGAUCCGCAAACCUUUCUUCACUACUUUAUUUAAUUAUUUCAACAUCGUACAUGUCCCUUUUGACCCAUUGAUUAAGUUAUUGGUCCUCUGAUCAUUUCCCAAAACCCAGUUUUAGACCCACGGCUGUGACGCAGCCAAUUUCCUCCUCAACGCCGAAGAUGACGCGAUGUGUAUGUUGGUUGACACUUCGGAAGCCACCGCCAACUCGUUGACCCCUCUUCCAGCCUCCGUUGUUUAUUCCCUCCGACAGUUUUGUAUGGAGAAGAAGGAUGAUUGCAUCAGACGUCAAUGGGCAUUCGAAAAACACGAGGGAUAUGACACGUUGGAUGAGAAGUUUAUUCUGGGCGAGUUGAGUGGACUGACCUUGGAGCAGUGUCUGAAUACAUGUGUUAGAUCGUAGGUGGAAGGUCUCAAGUUGGUGACAAUAGUUUAGGAAGCACUGUGAAGCAGCAUUGUUCAACAAGGAGGCACAGACAUGUCGGCUUUCAAAAGUUUCGCUGAAUAAUGUGAAUAGUAUUAAACAACACUUUGGGUUCUCAGAUAACGUCGAUUUGUAUGAAAGCAACUGCAUAAAAAGUAAUUUUUUUUCUCGAUUUUUCCUUCGAUAAUGGCUACGUACAAACAAUAUUUUUUAGGGCGAUUCGACACACGGCAUUGUGGAUUUGUUCGGAUAAAUCAGGCCGGAUUUGUUGAUAUUUUUGAUAUUCGAAUCGAAAAGAUCAAAGAUCUCUCUCAAUGCGAAAGCAUUUGCUUGGAUUGGAGAUUCGGAGUGUGCCGAGCGUAUACGUACAACAAAAAGAGCAAACAAUGCUACAUUAGCCAUAACGGACAAAGAGCAACUGGAAGGUCAGUGUUGGAGACGAUAGACGAUAACUUGGCUUAUGGAGAAUUGGAUGACUGUGUGAAUUGUAAGUCGUACCGAACGUUCAACGCCUCUUUCAGUUGAGCUCGACUGUCGAGCAAAAUCGGUUCGCCUCGUCGGCAACUCCUUCCGCCUAUUCAAGGGAUUUAUUCGAACGCGAAAGGGAAAACAAACAAUUUGCGAGAGGAACAUUACCGAAUCCUACAGUUUCGAAGCCAUCUUCGGCUUUGAUGAAUGCGGAAUUCAGAGGACAAAGAAGAGCGCAAAAAUAUAUUCCGGGCUUAUAAUGAUUAAAGAGGGAAGCACGGAUUUAAUUACGAUACAUGAUAAAAUGGUGGAAGUAAGCCUUAAACAUCCCAAGCGAUAUGUAUAAUGCAAUGUUUAGAUCAAAUGUAAAAUCCACGAAGCCUAUCACGACUCCCAACCAAGUGAAUUACAAUAUCACUUCCGAAUUCAAGAGCCAAAUUCGAGCUUUUUAUUGAGCGAUGAAAAGAAGCCUAAGGCAUUGUUUGAAUCAGUCGACGAUGAAGCCCAGUUCAGGCUAGAAGUGUUGGAUAAAAAUGGAGCCCCAGCUCAAGUCGUAGAGCCCGGAGAAGAUGGAUUUUUGCUGAUUACUUUGGAUGGGACGCUGAAUUCUGAAUCCAAGUUUAUAGUCAGCGAUCUUGUAGCAGAAGAUGACAAAGAUAUGGUAAAAUUGAUCGAUUCUGAUGGGUAAGAUUACCAUCAAAACUUUGAUGAAAUUUGUUUAGAUGCGUUGCAAAUUCAACCCUUGUAACUUCGCUAGAACGGCCGGCUAAUAAUCAGCUGAGGAUUGGAGUCAAAUUCGGUGGUUUCCCAGAGCAAUCACAGGUUACAUAUCAUACGUUGGGCAAGAUUUGCCAUGCUGAAUGUGACUUGCAGUGUAACAACAAAUUUUAUAUAAAGAAUAAUCAGUAAGUGCACUUCCAGCAUGACUUUUAUUCAUAUUUUUGCCUACUGUCGGAGACUUUCUUAAACUUUAACUUCUUCAGGACAAUUACGAAUAUCUCGGAUAUUAAAUUGGGCCAGAGAAGACGUAGAGACGUCCCAAAUAACAUCCGAAAGUUCUCAUUGGCUGAAGACGUCUACGAAGUCUAUGGAAAGCAUCCAGUUCGGCUACAAAGACGCGAAAUCUUGCCAAAUGUUCAUGUUCAAUUCGACAAGAAUUUUGAUGAAAUGAUGAAUGAUAAGGAGCUGGAAAGAGUCAUCAACGAGCUGGAAGAGUCCUCAACAACCAAGCCUAAGAGCAAUAAGAUUGUAAGUCGCAAAUUUUAAUGUCGUUGGCCAUGAAGCAUGUCUAAAAUAAAAAAAGUUUCAGCAAGCCCGGCCGCUCCCUCUGGGAUGCUUUUCAGGAGAUUUGAAUUGCAUGUUUACCAUUACAAUGGCUGUUCUGCAGUUCUUUCUUAUGAUAUCUUGCACUUGCAUUGUGUACAGUGUUGUCCGAGUAAGCUAGACUAUAAUUUUGAACCUACAACCGUCUUCAGAAAUGGCUCCGUUACUACAAGAACCGAGGCCGUCGGAUGUCUCAAAUGCCACCAGAAAUCAGUAGAUUUAGCGAUGCUGAACCCUCAGGCAUUUCAGUCUCUCAGAGCGAUCUCACAGCUCCGUCAAGUCGGCCGACUUCUUCAUCGACGGUUAAUCCCAAUGCAAUCCUUGUGACAAAGGAGAGCAAAUAA